UUUGUGCCAAGCGCCUAGUAACUAUUCAGUAGUUUCUCGUCUGUCGGCUGUUGCGUAUCGUAAUCUGUAUACCUUUAUCCCGUUCGCGCGGUCGACUACCAUUCAAAAUAAUUCGUUAGUAUCAUCUUCAUAAUUUAAUUUUCAUAGUUAUCGAUCACAUUUCACCAUUUCAAUACUGACUCGGUACAUCGUCAUUUCAAGAAUACUUGAUAACGAUUAAAUAACUAUGGACCGUUUAAGAGUGAUAAGCAAAGCCCGGCGUAUAUUUUAUACUGGUCCCGUUCUACGCAAGUCCAGCUGUGGGAUAAGACACACGUGGCAUUCGCUUCAACGGUUCCGGACAUAUAGUAGCUCUGGAUCUAUAAUUCUAGAAUCACCUUUUGGACCAGUAGAUAAUGUGGACACAACCCUUCCCGAGUACAUAUGGGCCAACAUUGAUAAAUGGGAAGACAAACCGAUGAUAACUUGUGGCAGUAGUGGUAGAUCGUAUACGUAUGGUGAAGGUCGUAUGAUAUGUAGACUUUUUGCCAGUACACUUAUUUCUAAACUUGGUUUGAAAAAAGGCGAUGUGGUUGGUUUACUACUUCCUAAUUUACCAGAAUACGUUUUUGCCAUUCACGGAGCUCUCGAAGCCGGAUUAGUAGUAACUUUUGUGAAUCCUCUUUACACUGCAGGAGAGGUAAAACGUCAGUUUGAAAACGCCGGCGUGAAAUUGUGCAUGACUAUUUCGUUGUUGUUGCCUGUUAUUCAAGAAAUAUCGCCAUCAUUGCAGAACUAUAGAGGUACGGUUGUUUUUGGAGGUGACGAAGUUGCUGAUGAGAAAUCUCGUAUUUAUGAUUUUAAAACAAUUGUCACGGGCCAGUCCCCUGAAGAGUUACCAGAAUCACAUCCCGAUGAAGUCGCCUUAUUGCCAUACUCAAGUGGUACUACAGGACUUCCAAAAGGCGUUAUGUUGACUCAUCGAAACUGUGCAAUUAACUUAGAACAGAGCAAGCACUCUGAACUCAUAAACUAUAUACCCACUUCUGAUGAUUACCAAGAAAGAAUUCUCAGUGUUUUACCAUUUUUUCAUAUUUACGGUUUCAAUGGUAUUUUAAACGGAGUAUUAUCUUACGGUCUUCAUAUGAUCACCAUACCGAAGUUUACUCCCGAAUCCUAUAUUGAGUGUGUGCUUAAGUACAAGCCAACAAUGUUAUUUGUUGUACCUUCUUUACUGUUAUUCUUGGCGUCUCAUCCAUCAGUAAAGCCGGAGCACUUAAGUUCUAUUAAAGAAAUUACAUGUGGAGCAGCUCCUGCUUCAAAAGCUCUCAUCGAUAAUUUCAUACAAAAAGCUCAAAAAGAUAUUAUUAUUAGACAAGGUUAUGGUAUGACCGAGUCGUCUCCUGUAAGUUUGUACACAAGGUUUAAGUUGCCUCAAAACAAAAUUGGUAGUACGGGACAACUGGUCCGAGGAACUCAAGCAAGAGUGGUGUGUUUAUCUAGUGGAAAAGAUUUGGGGCCUCAUAAAUCCGGAGAAUUAUUUGUUAAAGGGCCACAGGUAAUGGUUGGUUAUUUAAACAACAAACCAGCCACAAAUGAAACAAUAGAUGAAGAUGGUUGGUUACAUACAGGUGAUGUUGCUUAUUAUGAUGAAGAUGGGUAUUUCUACAUUGUAGAUAGAACAAAAGAACUAAUUAAAGUAAAAGGCAAUCAAGUAUCACCAACCGAAUUAGAAAGUUUAAUUUUGCAACUGAAUGGUGUUGCUGAUGUUGCAGUUGUUGGAAUACCUGAUGUGUUAUCUGGAGAAAUUCCGAGGGCAUUUGUUGUUAGAAAACCAGGAUCUGACAUAAGCGAAAAAGCUAUUUUGGAACAUGUGGAAAAGAAUGUUGUAGCCUAUAAAAAAUUAGCUGGGGGUGUAAAAUUUUUGGAUCUUAUUCCUCGUAACCCUUCAGGCAAGGUAUUAAGAAAUGAACUCAAAGUGUUCGGUAAUAAUCCUAGCGAACAAUCAAAGAACUGAUGUAAUUUUAAAUUAGAACCAUGUGAAUAUUUAAAUUAGUUUUGUGUAUACAGGAAUUGUGUAUAUAUUUAUAAAUGGGAACUGAUAGAAUUUUAUACCUAGCAAAAUAUAAGUAAUGUUUAUUAUUUUUUUAAAUAUUUUUCAUAUAUAUUUAGAAAUAUUAAACAAGAGA
Molecule: messenger RNA, 2168 nt
Organism: Daktulosphaira vitifoliae (grape phylloxera)
Lineage: Eukaryota; Metazoa; Arthropoda; Insecta; Hemiptera; Phylloxeridae
Exons: 8
Coding region: 227-1996 (589 amino acids)
Biological process (GO): fatty-acyl-CoA biosynthetic process; long-chain fatty acid metabolic process
Molecular function (GO): long-chain fatty acid-CoA ligase activity
Source: RefSeq, a predicted model, not a curated record